Molecule: messenger RNA, 3766 nt
Organism: Magnolia sinica
Lineage: Eukaryota; Viridiplantae; Streptophyta; Magnoliopsida; Magnoliales; Magnoliaceae
Product: pentatricopeptide repeat-containing protein At5g65560-like
Exons: 4
Coding region: 309-3041 (910 amino acids)
Molecular function (GO): protein binding
Source: RefSeq, a predicted model, not a curated record
UGUGGCUGUAAUGCAGCCACCUCUCUCCUCAACCUACCACAGCGAACUGCCACUGUGGGUGAAUUUCUCACCGGCCGAUCACAAAUCAAACGUCUACAUACCGACUUUUUCUUUUGGGUGUGGAUUUGCGUAGGGCCCAGCAUCCAUCCUUGAUCGACUGCCAUCGUACUUUCACAGCAUAUGCGCCUUUUUGGGCCCGAUUCCCAAACCCGUCUCCACCUUCUCCCCAUUUUCAUCCGCCCUCCCUCCGGCAGCAGCAACAGCAGCAGCAGCAGCUCUUCCAUGGCCGACAGCUUCCAUUGCCAUCCAUGACAGCAAUGGUAAAACCCCUCUCCUCCUCUCUCAUAAAAAACCCACCUCACAUCUCUCUAUUGGCGUCCCUCCAUCUCCUCAGAUUCUGCUCAAACCCGUCUACGCCGUUGGUCUCAGCGGUCGCUGCAAUCUGCGACAUCCUCCACACUGAUCCCCGAUGGCAGCACAACCCUAACUUCAAAUCACUGGCCCCACACCUCACCCCCCACCAAAUCACCCAAGUCAUUGAAUCCCACCCUAACCCGAACUCAGCGCUCCAUUUCUUCAACUGGGUCUCUCAGAGGCAUUUCGACAAACACCUCAUUGACACGUUCUUCGCGCUCUUGAACAAGCUCGUGCAGCACCGGAUGUUUGGCCCUGCGGACCGCGUCCGUAUCCUGUUGAUCAAGGCUUGCCGGAAUGAGGAAGAGCUCUCGAGAUCAAUGGGGUUCCUGGACAGGAUCAGCGUUGGCGGGUUCAGCUUCUCUUUGUUCAGCUACAACACACUUUUAACCAAAUUGGGUAAGUUUGAUAUGGUUGAAACUGCACAAAGUGUUUAUAAACAGAUGAUGGGGAGCGGAGUAAUUCCGAGCCUUGUGACGUUCAAUGCUUUAAUUAAUAUAUUAUGUAGGAAUGGGAGGGUUAAAGAGGCCAAGCUGGUUUUGAGUCGGAUUUUCCAAUAUGAAUUGAGGCCGGACGUGGUCACAUACACGUCAUUUAUUCUUGGAUACUGUAGGAAUCAUGAUUUGGAUUUGGCAUUUCAAGUUUUUGAUAGAAUGGUUAAAGAGGGAUGUGCUCCCAAUUCUGUGACCUAUACUACUUUGAUCAACGGACUUUGUAAUGAGGGGCGGGUGGACGAGGCAUUGGGGCUUCUUAAAGAGAUGGUGGAGAAUGGCGUGGAGCCCACGGUGUAUACAUAUACUGUUCCGGUCACUUCCCUUUGUGGGUGUGGCAGGAUCAAGGAUGCAUGUGAUCUAGUUGUUGAUAUGAGGAAGAGGGGGUGUCGUCCAAAUGUACAUACUUAUACGGCGUUGAUCAGCGGAUUGUUUCGUGCGGACCAAUUCGAGAUCUCCAUUGGAUUAUUUCACAAGAUAUUGAGGGAUGGGUUGGUCCCUAAUACAGUGACGUACAAUGCAUUAAUAAAUGGGUUAUGUUCGAACCAAAAAAUUGAGUCUGCCUUAAAGGUGUUCGGUCAAAUGGGGAGGAAGGGUUGCUUGCCUAAUGUUAAAACUUACAAUGAGAUGAUUAAUGGGUUUUGCAUGACUGCUAAGAUUGAAAAAGCGAUGGUUCUUUUCAAUGGAAUGCUAAAGAUGGGCCCGCCGCCAAAUCGGAUAACGUACAACACACUGAUCAAUGGGUAUUGUAAAUGUGGCUACCUUAGCAAUGCUAUGAGAUUAUUGGAUUUCAUGAAAGGGAAUGGAUGCGAACCAGAUGAAUGGACGUACACUGAACUUAUAUGUGGUUUCUGCAAAGUGGGUAAACUUGAAUUGGCGUCUAAAGUGUUUGAUGAAAUGGGGGAACACAGUUUGAGCGCGAAUGAGGUCACGUACACUGCAUUGAUUGACGGUCACUGUAAGUCCGGGAAGGUAGACGUUGCAUUGUCAUUAUUGGAGAGGAUGGAGGAAAUGGGCCGCAAACUGGACAUGCAGACGUACAAUGUUGUCAUCAAUGGUUUUUGCAAGGAGAAUAGGUUGUCGGAAGCGGAGAAGCUCCUUGAGACGAUGAUUGAGCGGGGUUUGCUGCCGAACGUUGUGACGUACACGUCAUUGGUUGAUGGGCUGUGCAAGAACGGGGCGGUCCACCUUGCAUUUAGAGUUGUCGAUGAGAUGGUGAAGCAGGACUGCAUGCCGAACCUCCACACGUACAGCGUGCUGGUUUACGGGCUAUGUCAAGAAGGUAAGGCUGAGGAAGCGGAGGCGUUGAUUGGAGAAAUGGAGGCAAAAGGAUUAGUUCUUGAUGAGGUAACAUAUACGUCGAUAAUCGACGGGUUUGUUAUGUUGGGUAGGCUAGAUCAUGCCUUUUCGCUUUUGAAGCGGAUGGUGAGUGCGGGUUGCAAGCCCAACUACCGAACUUUUGGCGUGUUGAUGAAAGGGUUGCAAAAAGAACGCCAAGAGCUCAAAGAAAAACGUGUGGGCUUGCAUGAAGGAAUCUAUAAUUGCGGUUCGGAUGACAAGGAUGCACACUUUGAUACAGCUUCCGAUCUUUUAGUCAGAUUGUCAGAGAAUGGAUGUGAUCCUACUUUUGAUACUUACAGUAUUCUAGUAUGUGGGCUAUGUAGAGAAGGACGUGCAUAUGAGGCUGAUCAGUUGGUUAGAAGCAUGGCGGAAAAGGGCAUGUGCCCAGAUGCAGAAAUGUGUAGUGCGUUGGUAGUUGCAUACUGUAAGCAGUCCAGAGUUGAUGCUGCCGUAGAAGUCUUCAAUAAGAUGGAUGUUGGAGGCUUCGAACCUCGCCUAGGUAUUUACAAAGCAUUGAUAUGUGCUCUAUGCAAGAUAAGCAGGAUAAAAGAAGCUGAAGCUUUGUUUGAGAGAAUGCUUCAGCAGAACCGGAAUCCGGAUGAGGUUGUUUGGACAGUGCUCAUUGAUGGGCUACUGAAGGAAGGAGAUUCGAAGUUAUGCAUGAACUUUCUACAUGUCAUGGAAGCAAGGGAUUGUGCUAUCAGCUUCCAGACCUAUGUGAUUUUGGCAAGAGAACUGUCCAAGGAAGAUAAAUCUAUUGAUACAGACUGGAUUGCUGAUAAGUUGAGAGUCUGAGGGAUGUCUUGUUGGUUACGGCAUUUGAAAUUCAGCAUCUGUUGGAAUGAUGGAUGAUUGCCUAUUAGCAAUCACUGUUCCUCAGUCAAUGCGGGCCACAUCUUUUCAGCUCGUGAGUCAGGAGAUUUCAACUGAAUAUUGGUGGCAAUCAGCUCUCGAUUGCAUCGAGUAAUAAAUGUGCAUGAGACAUGCUGUACAUUUUUGAACUUGGGGUUCUGGAAUGGCUUUCUGGUGUUUAAAAUGAAGACUACAAGAAUUUUCAGGAUUUUCUUGGACAAAUGGGAAGGACAUGCUUGAAUGGCUGGCUGCACAAAAUAGCGACAAGCACAUUGGAUCAUUUUUCCUUGAACACCACUCAAGCCUCAAAUUGGCAUCCCUCCUGAAGGCCAACAUGAUAGGGUUGAAAUCCUAACGGACUAACUUGCAUCGAGUGAUGAAGUCAAUGCAGCAGAGCAACUUCUUCCACUCAACUGUUUACACCAUAAAAAGGCAAUUUUUAGGUAACAUACAGCACUGAUUCAUUUUUCUGUUAACAUACAACACUCAAUCAUUCUGUUGUAUAUUCCAUAAAUUGAUAUAUAUAUAUUUUGGGCCACCAAUAACAUUCAAUCAAAUGGUUGUUUCGAAUACACUGAAAUGUACUGAUUUUGAGAUUUCUAAAUCCAAACUUGCAUCUCUAACCUUGGAUUUGGAACUGAAUAAUAAUAAUAAUAAAGGUUGCAGUU